Molecule: messenger RNA, 2370 nt
Organism: Oncorhynchus gorbuscha (pink salmon)
Lineage: Eukaryota; Metazoa; Chordata; Actinopteri; Salmoniformes; Salmonidae
Product: transmembrane protein 59-like
Exons: 8
Coding region: 172-1194 (340 amino acids)
Source: RefSeq, a predicted model, not a curated record
GCGCAGCAGCGUGAACGUGAUGAUUUUUGGAGUGACGACACCACAAAACCAUAGCACAAUAUUACCGAAGCAGAUAGAAAUCGGGUUGAAGCGUCAUCCAACUGAGAAGCUCAGAGUCCACUAAAAGCGCCAGUGUUCGCCCAGACUGUGGUGACCAAAUCCGGCUUUAAAAUGGUUCAGUUCGGCUGCAGGGUGUGCGGUGUCUCCGCUGUCGUCUCGCUGCUUCUGGCGGGACUGGCAGCUGCGUCUUCUGAUCUAUUUGACAAUCAACUAGGCGACAUCAAUUACUGCAAAAAGCAAUGCCAGAUCACCGUCAAAAACAAAAGCCCAGCUAAAGACUCCAUUCUGAAUGCCUGUCACCGUGGUUGCCGUCUUUACUCCAUCUGCCAGUUUGUGAAUGGAAAUGCCGGCUUCAACACCAGCAGGGAGGAGUGUCAAGGAGCCUGCCAGGAAGCGUACAGCAAGCUGCUGGAGCAGGAGGCCUGCAGCACCGGCUGUGCCAGCCAGCCUUCUGAACCUGAGAUCAAGAGGAGGAAGUUGAAGGCCAUGGCCCACCGUCCCAUGCCCCCCUCCGUCAUGGACACCGUGUCCAGCUGGUGUAACGACAUUGUCAGCUCUGCUCAGAGCUUCAUCUCCUCUACCUGGACCUUCUACCUGCAGGCUGAUGAUGGCAAGGUGCUCGUCUUCCAGAGCCAGCCGGAGAUCGAGUACACUCUGCCGGAGCUGCAGGCCCCCCGCUCCAAUGUGGCAGACAAGCCCUGGCCACAGAUUCACUCCCACACACAGAGACCCCAUGGUGUGAAAGGACAUGGGGAGAAGGUAGCAGCCAAGGCGGGAGGCAAGGGCAAGCACCCAGCAGUCCAGCAACAUACGGAAGACCUAACCGCUGAACAUGACUUCCUGGGAUGCAUGUCAAGGCGCUCUGGGCUGCCUCGUUGGAUCUUGGCUGCCUGUCUCUUCCUGUCCAUCAUGGUGAUGUUGUGGCUGAGCUGUGCCAGCCUUGUCACUGCACCUGAACAGCACAUCAAAACACAGCUGAGCAUCAACGGAGACAAGGAGUUUCUUGAUGACAUCCAGAAGGUCAACCCCUACCAUCUGACCCCUGUGAUUGCUGUAGCUAUCGACCAACCAGAGGAGAGCGAGGAGGCAGGACCACUUCCAGUCAAGGUUGACAUCAACAAGACAUCUCUCUAGGGGACCAAUGGGAUAGGAUCAGUGCUUUCUGGGGUAACGUUUUCAUAAAACCUCCCUCAGUAAAAGAUGGAGAACAGAAACACACCAACACUCACACCAGAUUUUCUAUAGAUGCAUGGCACCAUCCCUUCACUACAGGUUUGUCUCGUCUUUCUCUAGCGAGUCUGCCCAUCAGAUGUUAGCCUGUUGUGCUUGUCUCUGUGUAGAAUACUGAUUUUGUAGAUUCAUGCUGUCCAUUGUUAAACCUCACUAAGAGCUCAGAGAUCAAAUUGUCACCACCUUCUUGUACCUAUCAUUUUAUACUUGACACUGCAAUUGCUUAAGGCUUAUUUAAUAGACAGUUGAACUAUUAAAUGUAACUACUUAGAUCUGCCUGUGAGAGAGUUAAGGAGAACAGGUGAAUGAGCGCUGAAAGCUUUCCAAGCUUUUGAUGUACAAGAGGAUAGAGAAAGAACACAGGGAUUCAAAUUGAAGGUGAAUAACUGUUUUCCUCAUGCUCUUACAUACUUUUGGAAUUAAUUGGUGACUUGCAGAGAAAUAAAAGCAAUUGAGAUAUUCAAAAUGCUUUGAAAGGUAUCUUGUGAACGCUGCAGGAGACAAUAGCUACCAGUGUUCACCUUUGAUGCUGUGUUUGAUGUGUUUGACUGACGUCAACUGUGAGAAGCAAAUAUACAUAAUACAUCUUAUUUUCCUCACACUGAAUGAAAAAUAAUUCUCAUAUCAGAUUAAAACCUCAAUUUUUGCCUACAACGACAUGCCAAAAUCUAACUGCCUGUAGCUCAGGCCCUGAAGCAAGCAUGUGCAUAUUCUUGGUACCAUUUGAAAGGAAAAACACAAAAGGAAGUUUGUGGAAUGUUAAAGGAAUGCAGGAGAAUAUAACAUUAGAUCUGGUAAAAGAUAAUACAAAGAAAGAAAAAAACAGUUUUUUUGUACCAUUAUCUUUGAAAUGCAAGAGAAAGGCCAUAAUGUAUUAUUCCAGCCCAGGUGCAAUUUAGAUUCUGGCCACUAAAUGGGAGCAGUGUGUGCGCAAAGUAUUAGACUGAUCCAAGGAACCAUUGCAUUUCUGUUCAAAAUGUUGUAUCAAGAUCCAAAUGUGCCUAAUUUGCUUAUUAAUAACUUUUCAUGUUCAAAACUGUGCACUCUCCUCAAACAAUAGCAUGGGAUUAUUUCACUGUA